Messenger RNA from Armigeres subalbatus, 714 nucleotides. RefSeq lists its product as uncharacterized. NCBI's taxonomy places the organism in Eukaryota, Metazoa, Arthropoda, Insecta, Diptera, Culicidae. The transcript has 3 exons. Bases 219 to 647 code for a protein of 142 amino acids. The record is from RefSeq and is a predicted model, not a curated record.
UUUGACGUUUUAGACGAGGACGUUAUUUUUUACCUAAAAUUAGAUUUUUGUUGACUUUGUAAAAAUAAUAUUUCUGCUGUGCCUGUUCUGCCGUUCCGGAACCUCCUGUUCCUGCCGCAAAAUUCUUCGGAAAACUGAUGGUAAGUGGUCAAUUAAUAAGAGCCGAUGUCCCAUUCCUCCCGGAACUUUAGAGCGGCAAAUCAGAACUCUGAAAAGUAAUGAAAAUUGUCAACCGGAAAACUGCUGUGCCUGUUUUGCCGUUCCGGAGCUUCCUGUUCCUGCCGCAUAAUUCUUCUGAAAACCGAUGGAUUCCGGAAAAAGGAUUCCAUUCCUCCCGGAUCUUUAGGGGCGCCAAAUCAGUACUCUGGGAAGUAAUGAAAAUUUCCAACCGGAAAACUUCCAGUAUGAAUCAGGAAUCAGGACUUAAACAUGUCACCCUUAGUAAGAUAAAAAUGAAUCAACAAAAUUCGCUUCGCAGAGACAACCCUCCAGCCGCGGUUGCGCCGCAUUAUGCUCGCCACUUGUACUUUUUCUGCCUGGAAUUCUACGUCGCCACACAUCGUUUUCUUGAACAUUACCGAAGAUGGUCCUGUACUGGUCCUCCCGUAAUAGGAAAAUACUUGAAGACCGACAAAUAUAUUUAUUGAUAAGAUUAGGAACCGUUAGGCAGGCCGCUAGGUAUUCACAUAAGGUAUUCCUGCAUCGGUAGGUUAA